Molecule: messenger RNA, 1250 nt
Organism: Pistacia vera
Lineage: Eukaryota; Viridiplantae; Streptophyta; Magnoliopsida; Sapindales; Anacardiaceae
Product: DNA damage-repair/toleration protein DRT100-like
Exons: 1
Coding region: 23-1129 (368 amino acids)
Molecular function (GO): protein binding
Source: RefSeq, a predicted model, not a curated record
GUUUUGUUUAAUCACGGUCACCAUGGCUUCAUUCUCCCACCACCACAUUAUGUUUUUACUGCUCUUCAUCGCCGUUUGUUUUUCCGUCGUCCACGCCUGCCAUCCGUCAGACCGGGCGGCUCUCUUAGCUUUCAAAGCUGCCCUCAAGGAGCCUUAUUUAGGCAUCUUCAACACGUGGACGGGCAACGACUGUUGUCACAACUGGUAUGGCAUCAGUUGCGACGCGGAAUCUCACCGUGUUGCUGAUAUUAACCUUCGUGGUGAGUCGGAGGACCCGAUAUUUGAAGGGGCUCAUAAAACUGGGUACAUGACCGGCUAUAUUUCACCGGCGAUCUGUAAACUGAAGCGUCUCUCGAGUUUGACUAUCGCUGACUGGAAAGGAAUCACUGGCGAAAUCCCUCGUUGCGUCACUUCGCUUCCAUUUCUCCGCAUUAUUGAUUUGAUCGGGAACAAGUUAUCAGGCCAGAUUCCGGCGGAUAUCGGACGGCUUCAUAGGCUUACCGUUUUUAACAUUGCUGAUAAUUAUAUAACGGGAAGAAUUCCAGAGUCUUUGACUAAUCUUUCUAGUUUAAUGCAUUUUGAUUUACGUAACAACCGUAUUUCGGGUCCGAUUCCGCCAGAUAUAGGGCGGCUUCCCAUGUUGAGUCGAGCUUUGUUGUCUCGGAAUCAGAUAUCCGGUACGAUCCCAGAAUCUAUUUCAAAAAUUUAUCGUCUCGCUGAUUUGGACUUGUCCAUGAACCAGAUAGCGGGCCAAAUACCGGCUUCUUUAGGCAAGAUGGUGGUCCUAGCGACACUGAAUCUUGAUUUUAACAAACUUUCGGGGGCUAUACCGGCGAGUUUGUUAACUUCAGCUAUCAGUAAUUUAAAUUUGAGUAAGAACUCGCUUGAAGGAAGAAUACCGGAUGUUUUCGUGCCGAGAUCUUAUUUUACAGCGCUUGAUUUAUCGUUUAAUAAUCUGAGAGGGCCAAUUCCGAAAUCGGUGUCGCAGGCGUCCUAUAUCGGGCAUUUGGAUUUGAGUCACAACCAUCUUUGCGGGAGAAUACCGGCCGGUUCACCGUUUGAUCAUCUCGAAGCUUCUCAGUUUGCUUAUAACGAUUGUCUGUGUGGGAAGCCACUGAAAGCUUGUUAAAAUAGUAUAUCGGCCGAGAUGGGAUCUAGUUUUUGGGGUUUAGUUCCGAGAUAUCGUGAAUAUAUAUGUUUGUAAUACUAUUUUGUAACAGUAAACAAGUACCAUAUUUAUUUUGUUUCUA